This is a messenger RNA of Adineta steineri, 639 nucleotides long. NCBI's taxonomy places the organism in Eukaryota, Metazoa, Rotifera, Eurotatoria, Adinetida, Adinetidae. The record is from the annotation of a GenBank genome assembly.
AUGGCUCUCGUUGCAAUUGUUGCAAAGCAUUCGUCAGUUGCAACACAUAAUUCGUACAACAAAGGUUUGCAUCGACGAUUUAAUGGUUACAAUUAUGGCAAGCGUGAGCAGUACAAUAUGUUUUUACGACGUGUCAUGCAACAGCUUGCUGAUGAUGAAGAUAGUGACGAAAGCUUUCGCGGUGUAAUGCGAAAACGUGCUGACUCAGGUAAGAUUUUCUAUAUAAGAAUUCAUCAUGUGUAACAAAUAUUUCCAUGCCUUCUCCUGAAUUUUAAUUUAUUCGGUAUCAUGAAAGAAUGAGUAGAGGACACUGAAAAUGAAAUGCUUGUCCGUGAUCUGAUUCGCUAAUUUUCUAAAACAAUUAGAUCUCAGGAAGAUACAAACCUCGAGUAACCAAUCAGUUCUUCAUACUUUUCACACAAACUGAUCAAUGAUACUUUAGAGCUGUAAAUCUAAGAAGUCGCAUUGUGAGUGACAAUCAAUUUUAUGGUCUGAGAUGUUCUAUGGAAGUCUGUAACGGACAGAAACGUAGUCUGGAGCAUAGGUGUAGAUGAGUGCGCAAAAAAUAAUAAGCAUCCACGCUAAGAAUAUAUGGCUGUUGGUGGAGGUAUAGUUAGAAUCGUCGAGUGCGUAUGUGUA